Molecule: messenger RNA, 1023 nt
Organism: Ochlerotatus camptorhynchus
Lineage: Eukaryota; Metazoa; Arthropoda; Insecta; Diptera; Culicidae
Gene: St2
Product: Sulfotransferase 2
Exons: 2
Coding region: 43-1023 (326 amino acids)
Biological process (GO): sulfation
Cellular component (GO): cytoplasm
Molecular function (GO): sulfotransferase activity
Source: RefSeq, a predicted model, not a curated record
CUCCAAUUAAUCCUGUCUGUGUGUCGUGAGUUUAGCAACAUCAUGAAUAUAGAAUACCGACAGUUGGAUAAGGAUCUCAAGGAACGGCUGGAUGGCUUUUUCCGCACAAACAAUGCCUUGAUUGAAGUGCACCCCGGACGGGUCUUGAUGCCCAGCAAGUUCCAGGAAAUCGGUGAGGACAUUAAGAACUUCGAGAUCCGCAAGGAUGACGUGUGGUUGCUGUCCUAUCCCCGGACGGGAUCGACCUGGGCUCAGGAAAUGAUUUGGCUAUUGGGCAACAACCUGGACUAUGAAGGAGCAAAGAACAUCCAACAGGUUCGGACGCCUCUGCUGGAGUUGUCUGCCAUUUUUUCCGAGGAUCGCAGUGUGGAGGAAUUUGUAACGGAACACAAGAAGGUCAAUUCCGUGACGUGCGUCCACAGUAUGCCGAGUCCACGGUUCGUCAAGUGUCACCUGCCUUGGCAGCUUCUUCCGAACCAGAUGGAUCAGGUUCGACCCAAGAUGAUCUACAUAGCGCGGAACCCCAAGGACCUCUGCGUGUCGUACUACUACUACUGUCAGUUGAUCCAUCAGACCGAGGGCAGUUUCGAGGACUUUUGCGACAUUUUCCUGGCCGACAACGCUCCCAUUGGACCGAUGUGGGCUCACAUGCUUUCGCUCUGGAAACGGCGCAAUCAAUCGAACAUCUUGUUCCUGAAGUACGAAGACAUGAAGCGACACUUGCCCGCUGUGAUUCGGCAGUGUGCCGAGUUUAUGAACAUUGAUCGCGAACUCACCGAGGAAGAUGUGCAAAAGUUGUGCGAUCAUUUGCAGUUUGAUAAAAUGCAGAAGAACCCGGCCGUGAAUAUGGAACCGUUGAUGAAGAAUUCGGCCCAGAUCGAUGACAAAGCGAGUAUCAAGUUCAUCCGCAAGGGUGCGAUCGGUGAUUGGAAGAACCAUAUGAGUGAUGAGUUGUCGAAACGAUUCGAUGCUUGGAUUGGCAGGCAUUUCGACGGAACAGGACUGGAGUUUGAAUAUGAAUAG